Volvox carteri f. nagariensis is the source of this 417-nucleotide messenger RNA. RefSeq lists its product as uncharacterized. NCBI's taxonomy places the organism in Eukaryota, Viridiplantae, Chlorophyta, Chlorophyceae, Chlamydomonadales, Volvocaceae. The record is from RefSeq and is a predicted model, not a curated record. Bases 1 to 417 code for a protein of 138 amino acids. The transcript is spliced from 4 exons.
AUGUUCCAGUACGGCAGUAGGGCUUUCCACAUUGAACAAUCACGCAAUCAGCACAACGAGAAGGAUUUGAGCACUGGUUGGGAAGGAACGCGCGCAACAAGCAAAAGGGGCUUGAUCUGGAUAGGUGCUGUUGACAAGAUGCGGACUACUACAGAGGGCUACGGUAUGGUUGGAUGGGUUUUGCUUGUACCGCUUAGGGAUCGGAGUGUGGGAAGAGGCUACCGCCUCUCAGAUGGGGCGUACGCAAUCUCCGGUUCCCUACAUAUGCACAUGCACAGACUUCUCCCCUCCCUCCCAUCCGAUCUCUCCCUCCCUCUCGUCCUCAUUUCCCUCGCUUCCCAUAGUCCCUCAGGUGAUGGCCCCCACCGGGAUACCCUAUCGCGCAGAGACGGGAAGGAGAGCGGGAAUCUGGUCUAG